AUGGAAGAGCAGAGGUCACGGAGGAUUCAGAGAAUCGUCGAGGGCCUGCUGCCGAGGACGAUGGACCCGAAGGACCGCGCGUCGGAGACCGAUCUGCUGCUGCAAUUCUGUCUGUCUCUCAGCAAGAUCUAUCCGAAGCACAAGGACCUGUACAACUGGGUGGACGUCGAUCAGAGGGUGUACGUCCCUUUCAACAUGUCCUACCUCCAGGAGAGUUUCGGUUAUAUAAGGUGGGGGACGCUGCUGAACGCCACUCUAGGCGCUGCCACUGCCGAUCUUUACAAUCACAGCCGCAACCGGGAUCGUGGCGCCGCUCACGGCUACGAGGAUCAGCUGGUCUACGUUUACGUUACAGCGCCCCGUUACUUUCGCAGCCUUGGCAAACUGCUGAAUCGUUUUUCCAGGAGCCGGCGGUUGAUUGAAACAGAGCAAGUCGAAAGCGAACGUUUUUUAUUACGCACGGGGAAUACUUACAAGCGCAUCUUGUUACGAAGGAUUAUUCACAACGGGUUGUUGCUGUUGUACGCGACGGACACCCUCCACGACAUCGUGAACGUGACCGGGAGCAAGAACUGGGAGCUGUGCUGCUUCAAAUUGACGAAGGACGUUUUCGGCGAGGUGACGGGCGCCCUGUAUGUGCGGCAGUACACGCCGCAGUAUUUAGAAACUCUGGCCAACAGGGUGGGAGGGCUGUUCGAACGCGUGAAAGAGACAGUAGCCGAGCGUAUUUUGGUGAAAUCUUGGCUAGACGAGGAGACAAGGACGCAGGCAUUGUUGAAGCUGAACUCGUUGCGAGGAAGAUUUCACGUGUGGCCUGGUUUCUACAAUGAGAGCCUGCUGGCCCGCGAAAUGGCCGAGGUGGAGAUCGACCCGGAGGACUUCUUUCGCACGGUGCUCAGACGGUUCCGGCAGAUUCGCACCGUGGACGACAAGGUUUUACGAAGGAACGUCACCGAGAAGCAUGCCGCUGGCGAUGAUGAAUGCUUGGUCGUGGUCCUGGGACGGUGGGCCGGCGUACGCGGCGUACGCGACCUUGGGAUCGGUGAUCGGCCACGAGAUCCUCCACGCCUUCGACCUUCAUCGACGCCGACUGCCACUGGACCCCGAUAUGAACGUCGAUCAAUGGCUCUGGAUCACGCCGGAGUCCUGGAAGAGGCUCGAAGCGAGGAUCGAGUGCGUCGCCAGGCUCUACGCCAGGAGUUUCUGGAGGAAAGUUCAGUUUUACGGGAACGACGUCGCCGUACAGUUCGACUGGAACGUGACGAGGAACGAGAACGUCGCCGAUAUUGGAGCCUUGCAGAUUUCUUACAAAACCUGGCACACACUGACGAACGGGAAGGACCGCAGUCUUCCCGGAUUGGAGGGACUUCGUUCGAGCCAGCUUUUCUUCAUAAGCGCCGCCCAGGCUGCGAGACCAAGUGCCAUUAAUGUACAGCAGUUUUGUUUCCGCAUUGCGUUGCAGACCUACUGUUCCAAUAUGACUGCCGAGGCCUACAUUCUUUCAGUUGAGCUCGACUAUCACACACCUCAGCCCGAAAGGAAUUCUAUCCGGGGAACGAGAACGAAAGAGCGAAAGUGGACGGAUCGGAGCAUCGCACCGGGGACGUUCGAUCCGCGUUUCGAUGACGAAAGGAUCUUGUCGAUAGAUAAGCUUGUUACAGCGUUUUCAGAGUCUAAGGAAACGACCAGCCAAGAGGCAGAUCUCCGAUCUUCGCCGAAGAUGGUCGAAAUGAUACUCGCCUCUUACCCUAGAAUGAACGCGGCGCGUUCCCCCUACGUGUCGGAAUUCGAAUACGUUCCGCAGCUACAUCCCUCCAGGAACCCCGGCUGUCCGUCACGGUUCGUCGAUCGCGAGCGAGUCGACGAGCACUCGGAAAAUUCGGAUCGGCCGUCGAUCGAGAUCAGGGCUGUGCUGCCACAAUUUGAUUGGUUUGAGGCUGACUCUUGGUUUAUCGUUCGUAGAACGUUUACGGAUGAUUUUCACGUUCGUCGGAAACGUAGAUACGACGAGGAGCGCGACCGAGGAACAAUAAGAGACGAUAACUGCACGAGGAAGAUACUUAUCAGCAUGAGGUUCAACAAUAUUGGCAAGACUGAGAUCGAAGAGAAAUUCGUGGUGAUCGAUCACGCGUUCGACUCCGUGACGAUGAGAAAGAUCCCACUGCGAAAUCCCUACGUGAUCAAAGUUCGCCAGGAAGCCAUACUGCAGUUGUACGGGUUGAAAUUUCAAAGCGUGAGUAUCAACAGGGACAAGCAGCUGAAAUUCUCGACGAAAGGACGU
This is a messenger RNA of Heterotrigona itama, 2281 nucleotides long. The record is from the annotation of a GenBank genome assembly. NCBI's taxonomy places the organism in Eukaryota, Metazoa, Arthropoda, Insecta, Hymenoptera, Apidae.